CCAUUAAACCAGGAGAAGAAGUAACUGCCUUGUGUUACAUUAAAAAACUUCCUGCAUAAAAUAACAUAGCAUGAACGAUAAGCUAAAUAUAUUACAUUAUUUGCGGAUAAAUCCGGAAAUUGUUUCUAAAAUAUAUUGAUAAACUUCCUGUAAAUAACACGGAAGUUGACUUGAACUGACUCUCGUUUAAGUAUUGCAAGUCUUCGUUCAAAGGUGUCCUCUGCAAUGAUGGAAGGUGCCUCAAAAAGUGAUGCCACACCACAGACGGCUGUUGCUGCACAAGUUCCAUUCAUCGACCUCUGCACAGUUCUGGAGAACAUCCAAAAGACCAAACUCCGACCAGACAAAGGCAAAAUUCUAAAGGAUUUUAUUGAUUCUUGGAGGAACUUCCAUGCAGCGCUUCACAAGGACAAUUCCGAUAGCACAGAUUCAUUUUACGCAGCCAUGCGUCUUAUCGUGCCUCAAUUUGAGCGAGAGCGAAUGGCUUACGGUAUAAAAGAAAACAUGCUUGCCAAACUAUAUAUUGAAGUUUUAGGCCUACCUAAAAAUGGACCUGAAGCAAACAAACUUCUAAAUUACAGAGCUCCAACCACAAGUCAAGGAGAAGCAGGUGAUUUCGCUCUUAUGGCCUACUUCGUCCUGAAAAAAAGGUGUACAAGUCAGGGGAAUUUAAGCAUUAAAGAAGUCAAUGACUUCUUGGAUUCCGUAGCUAUCAACAAUGCCAGCAAACAGAAGGAUCAAGUGAAGAAAAGCCUUUUGCAUCUGAUAACCCAGAGUUCAGCAUUGGAACAGAAGUGGCUCAUUAGAAUGAUCCUCAAGGACAUGAAACUUGGCAUUAGCAAGGAGACAGUACUUCAGGUUUUCCAUCCUGAUGCACCAGAACUCUACAAUGUCACCACAGAUCUGAAUAAAGUCUGCCGAAAGCUUCAUGAUCCAUCUGUGUCCCUCAGUGAGGUCUCCAUCGAUCUGUUUUCUGCUUUUAAACCAAUGCUGGCUGCUGUUGUCAACAUCAGACAGAUAGAGAAGCAAAUGGGCAACCGGACAUUCUAUAUUGAGACAAAGCUUGAUGGUGAACGCAUUCAGCUGCACAAAGCUGGAGAUGUUUACAAAUACUAUACCAGGAACUCUUAUGAGUACACGCAACAGUUUGGGGCCUCUCCACUAGAGGGCUCCCUCACACCAUACAUUCACAACGUCUUCAAACCUCAUGUGGUAAACUGCAUACUGGAUGGAGAGAUGAUGGCUUAUAACCCGACAACUGAGACCUUCAUGCAAAAGGGCAGUAAGUUCGAUAUUAAAAGGCUGAUGGAUGACUCUGAUUUGCAAACCUGCUUUUGCGUAUUUGAUGUCUUGUUAGUAAACAAUCAGAAGUUUGCAAAUGAACCUCUCAAGAAGCGCUACGAAAUUAUUGAGACUAUCUUUACGCCAGUCAAAGGUCGUAUCCAGUUGGUCACAAAAUCUGAAGGCAAAACCAUGCAAGAAGUAGUGAAUUCUCUCAAUGAGGCCAUUGACAAUCUGGAAGAGGGGAUUGUGGUUAAGGAUCCCAUGUCCAUCUACAAACCAGAUAAACGGGGUGAAGGAUGGGUGAAAAUUAAGCCUGAAUAUGUGGAUGGUCUGAUGGAUGAGCUUGAUCUGCUGAUAGUGGGAGGCUACUGGGGUAAAGGCAGGAGAAGCGGGAUGCUCUCUCAUUUUCUGUGUGCGGUAGCAGAGGUGCCGAGUCCAGGGGAGAAGCCCACGGUUUUCCACACCCUCUGCCGCAUUGGAUCAGGCUACACCAUGAAAGAACUGUACGAUCUUGGUCUGAAGUUGGCCAAACAUUGGAAAGUUUACAGCAGAAAUAAUCCUCCAGCUGCCAUCUUGUGUGGAACAGAAAAACCAGAGGUUUACAUAGAACCACGCAACUCGGUGAUCAUACAAGUCAAAGCGGCAGAGAUCGUCUCUAGUGAAAUGUAUAAGACCAACUGCACAUUACGUUUCCCCAGAAUAGAAAGAAUCCGAGAAGACAAAGAGUGGUAUCAGUGCAUGACCUUGGCUGAACUGAGCCAGUUCCGCUCCAGAGCUUCUGGAAAGCUGGCAUCCAGACAUCUACAUAUCCAAGAGGACCAGCCUGAAAAGAAGAAGCACAAGUUCGUAUCCAAGCCCAAGAAGACAAUCGGAGUCAUUGACCACUUUAAAUCUCAGGAUUUAUCAGCAGUCACCAAAGAGACGGAUAUGUUUGAAGAUGUGGAGUUUUGUGUGAUAAAUGGCAAUGAUGAACAUUCCAAAGCAGAGCUUGAGAAAGUUGUGGCCCGCUGUGGAGGCAUUGUUGUGCAGAACCCUGGGAAAGACACGUACUGUGUGAUUGCAGCUGUGCAGAACAUGAGAGUAAAGAACCUCAUCUCCUCAGACCAGCAUGAUGUGGUGUGGGCUACUUGGCUGCUGGAGUGUCUGGAAAAUAAGCAGGUUAUACCAUGGCAACCACGUCACAUGAUCCACAUGUCACCUUCAACCAGGGACCACUUCGCUAAAGAGUAUGAUUGGUAUGGAGACAGUUAUUAUGUUGACACUGAUGAGCAACAGCUGAGGGAAGUCUUUGAUAGGAUUGGCCCCACAGAAGCUGAACGUUCAUCUGUGGCACAGAUAGAAGCAGAGAAUGCCUGGGAUGACUUGCCCACUAGCAUGUUUAGGCCUUACACUGCAUACUUUGACCGGUGUGCUGACUUGGGAGAUCCAAAAACCAUCAUACGUGGUACAAGUUUGGACACACGUGCCUUAGAAUUCCGAUUCCAUGGUGGUACAGUUGUGGAGAAACUGAAGGAAGGAUUCUCGCAUGUCAUAGUAGAAAGUGAGAGAAGAACUCUGAACUUCAAGACGCUGAGGCGACUUUAUGCUAAGAAGUUCAAAAUUGUUCGAGAAUCUUGGGUGACCGAUUCUAUCAAAGCAGGCCACGUAGAGGAUGAGACUGACUACCUAAUAUAACUAUGAAGGCUACUACACAAACUAUAACAUUGGAAGAUUGUGGUUUUUAUACUAGCGGUAAUAGACUACACUUGAUAACCCUUACUGUUGCAUUAAAGGUAACCAUUUUAAGAAAAUAUAUAAAAUGAUGGGACUGUAAAGGAUUACAGGAGAACUUUGCUGUCAGCAAAAGAGUGUAAUUUACUGUUGAAAAUACAGUACCUUUUAAAGUUUGCCAUAUGUCUCUGAUUUAAUGCACUAAGUAAGACAAAAACUUUACAGGUGGAAACAAGAAUUUUAGUUUUCUUACGCUGUGUUUUGAUCUAAAUAAAAAUGGGGUGGUUGUAACCUAAUGCUUAAGACUCGUAGCCUUUAAAUGUCACCCUAUUAAUUACAUUGAUGUUACUGUACUAUUAAUUACUUAAGAUGGAAAUUAUAUGCAAAAUAUCGUGUAAUUAAAUUUGAUUCUUAAAGAAGCAUUCAGAAUUUUAAGUGAAGCUGUCAAGAGUGUUUUUCUUGUACAUUAACUUGACUCAUUACAGUCAGACAAAUUGAGCUUCUGACAAGCUUGAAGUUCCAUUUGAACAGCUUGUCAAGCACACUGAAUUUAUGGUGUGAGAGCUGUAGCUUUCUAAUUGUUUGGAAUGGGAGUUACUGUAAUGCUUCCAGAGAUCUAAUUUCCAGAGCACUAAUAGAAUGAUUGAGGCUUCACACACAAACACAUUCAACUGUGUGUCUAGGUAUUGUAAAGAUAGAUUUGCAUUUGAGUAAUAUGGAUAUUACACUAGGUAAUUGGUGUGAGUUUGUGAAGGUGUGUGAGUGACAAAUCCAUCCUUCAUUGAAAAUGAGAGCAUAAUGUGCUUGCACUGAGUUAUGAAAUCCACAUUUAGUGUGGGAAGGUGCUUUGGUUUGGAAAUUUAUGCUGCAGAGCCAUGACAGAUAUGGUCCUAAGACAAUAGCGUGUAAUGUGUUUUAGGGAGGGGAAUUGUUUACUGUUCCACAGACGGGUAAAACUUUUGUAACUUUGUUUUGUGUUUGUGUGUGUGUAUAUAUAUAUAUAUAUAUAUAUUCUUUCUGUCUGGAAAUCCCAGGUCUGUAUAGCCAAAGACAACAUCUUUUAAGUGAACCAGACCUCUAAAGUGAAAAUUGUCAUCAGACCAUUGUCAUUGUCAUUGUCAUUCUCAAGCUCCAAGUUAUGGAUAACAAGAUUUUUUGAAAAUAACGACUGAAGUCUCUUCAAAGCUAUUGUGUGAACUUAAGACGAACUGGAAUAUACAGUCUAAGAGACAAGAAGAGACAUUGCCUCAUCGAUUAAAAAGGUACAGACUGCUAUUAUAAACAAUCGCACUGGCAGAGUGUUGAAUUUCAAAUAAAGACAAAGCCUGAAAAGAAAAC
Onychostoma macrolepis is the source of this 4332-nucleotide messenger RNA. RefSeq names its product ligase IV, DNA, ATP-dependent (gene lig4). The coding region runs from base 226 to 2958 and encodes 910 amino acids. Gene Ontology annotation, cellular component: DNA ligase IV complex; DNA-dependent protein kinase-DNA ligase 4 complex. NCBI's taxonomy places the organism in Eukaryota, Metazoa, Chordata, Actinopteri, Cypriniformes, Cyprinidae. Gene Ontology annotation, biological process: nucleotide-excision repair, DNA gap filling; double-strand break repair via nonhomologous end joining; DNA biosynthetic process. Gene Ontology annotation, molecular function: ATP binding; DNA ligase (ATP) activity; DNA binding. The record is from RefSeq and is a predicted model, not a curated record. The transcript is spliced from 2 exons.